This is a messenger RNA of Closterium sp. Naga37s-1, 1041 nucleotides long. The record is from the annotation of a GenBank genome assembly. Lineage: Eukaryota; Viridiplantae; Streptophyta; Zygnematophyceae; Desmidiales; Closteriaceae.
AUGGAUGACAGCGACUGGUUGCUGUUUCUCUCACUUCUCACCCCUGCACCCCUUGACUUCCUAACAGCAGGCACAACAGCCGUCUCAUCCAUGUCAGGAUACCUCCUCCGUCCUCUCCCACUGGUGGCUGGACCCUGGGUACAACAGGAGUCUCAACCAGGUCAGGAUAUCUCCCCCUCUCUCUCCCACUGGUGGCUGGACCCUGGGUGCUAUGCCACGGACGAGAGCGACUGGGUGGCGGUUGAAGCAAUUCACAGUGGUGCAGAGGACUUUGCGGUGGUAGGGGAAGGGGAGGGGGUGAGUAGGGAGGCUGGGUAUGAUUUGGAAAGGCAGCACGGGAAGGAGAAGGAGUUGCUGCAGCAGCAACAGCUUCAAGAGUCCUCGCUCCCACUAACACCCCAGCCUGCAGCAGCCUCUGGACUCGCACCGAGCACACAGGAGGGCACAGCAAAGCAGCAGGUAGAACAGUCGGGAAAGCAAGCAGGAAGUAAGAAUGAUGCGCAUGAGCAUGGGCUCGCAGGGGUAGAUGAUUUGGAUGAGCUGCUGGGAGGGCAGGCAGGGAGCAGCAGCGGUGCAUCCAGAGCAGAGAAUCUGCAGACGAAGCAGCAAGCAGAAGCAGGGACAGCAGCCCCUGUGAACGUGCACGAGCAUGGCAAUGUGCGUGGUUUUGCAGGGGAAGAUGAUCUGGAUGAGCUGUUAGGAGGGCAGGCAGGGAGCAGCAGCGGUGCAAUUGCAAUGAAGGAAGAGGUGAAGACAGCAGGUGGUUUGGGUGUUGCCAAUGCAGGUGCUGCACAGGUGAAGCCGGAACUGAAGCCAGCAGCAGCGCCACAGACACCCGCACUGGAUGAUUUUGAUGAGCUGCUAGGAGGGCAGGCAGGAAGCAUCAGCAGAAUCACAAGUGCAAACAGGGGAGAGAGGAAGGCAGCAGGUGGUUCGGGUGUGGCUAAAGUAGGUGCUGCACAGGUGCAGCCUGAACUGAAGGCAGCAGCUGCACCACCGGCACUAGAUGAUUUUGACGAAUGGUUCGAUUCUGUUACGUAG